AUGCUCUUGGAUGUUGUUCCAUUUCCGAUAAACUACAUCAUGACAGGAGAUUUUCUCUUAUCUACUUCAGCAAUGUUCUGGUAUUACUACUGCAAAAUUGCUUGGCCAGCGGCAGUAAAGUGGAAUCCCUCUCGAAUACGGAUGUACGCGCAUCCAAGUUGUCCCAAGCCUUGUGCUAAUAUCACACAUCCCUGCACCCGGAAGAGCCAUGUGGUUCGUCUCGGCCCAUCAAUCCUUAUGGACCCGGAGGUGAGGGAGGAAACCAUCUUCAACGAAAGCUUCAAAAUUUGUCAAAUGACUGAAAGUGGCGUCUAUGCACACAAUUAUCGCUGCGUCUGUCAAAGGGGAUAUGAGUGGUCCACGGUAAUGAAUGAAUGUCUGCUUAUCGACGGCUGCAGAGAUCCGAAGACGGGUCAGCAUAUGUGUUCACGGAACGGCACACAACGCUGUAUAUCCAUGUCCGCUAAUCUCGCCAGAGAGGACCUAGAUUUGCCUACGGCCGCGUUAAGUCUUCCCUACGCCUGCAUUUGCUACCCGGGGUACAUGGGCUAUCGAUGUGAGAGCCGUCGAGACGCCUGUAUAGAGCCAGCGGCUGCUCGCUGUGCGCCUGUAAGUACAGUAGCCGCCGAAGACCAUGCAACGCUAAUUAUGAAAUUUGCCUGGACAAUUUGA
Molecule: messenger RNA, 672 nt
Organism: Dibothriocephalus latus
Lineage: Eukaryota; Metazoa; Platyhelminthes; Cestoda; Diphyllobothriidea; Diphyllobothriidae
Source: the annotation of a GenBank genome assembly